Symbiodinium sp. CCMP2592 is the source of this 300-nucleotide messenger RNA. Lineage: Eukaryota; Dinophyceae; Suessiales; Symbiodiniaceae. The record is from the annotation of a GenBank genome assembly.
GACGACCUCACACUCGCCAUGGAAACGCACGUUCGAGGGGGGUCUGGCGACGCGGGCAAGGAGGUGCAGACGCACGCCGACCGCACCAAGCAGAUGUUCGCGCUGUCGCAAGCCAUUUGGCUGGAAGGAAACGAUGAAGGUGGACCCGACUCGGAGGCCAGGAACAGGUUCCGCGAGCUAUCCGCCAAGGAUCCCGUGACGGACCAUAAGCGGGCGAGGCAAGCCGCCAUCGACUCGCGGGUCCGAGGCGACAAAGGACAGGAUAGACGAACCACGCACAGGGACGAGCGAAGCCCCGAG